UUGGCACGAAUAGUUCAGGUUGAACAACAAUCGUCUUUUUCUGUCUGAUUAACAUCUCUAUUGUCCACUCUUUGUAAACACAUUGUAUCACGAUAUUACAUAUUUUUGGGGGCUCGUCCGGGAUUGGACAAGACAGAAAACGAAACGGUUUAACAGAGCUAUUCGAGCUAGUUGUGAAUUUACCGGUACGCGGUGCGGUAAAAGACGAUAUCGUUGACGGUUUAAGUUUGUGUAGUGUGAAAAAUGGCAAACGUCGGGGACGAGCGAUUGUCGGGUGAAGAGGGUUCGACGCUGGAGGAGCUGAGGAGUAAGCUCGCGCGAAUGAACCUCCCUAUAUCGGGUGCGAGGUCAGUGCUGAUUGCAAGGCUGAAUCGGGCGUGUAGGGCUGGACAAUCGUGUCCUAAGGGAUCGACGGGCGGUGAAGAGCUAACCGGUCAACGAGAUCUAGGAAACGUACAGAGAGCUGAGCGCGAUUGUAACGAAGAUGAAGAUGUUGAGAAAAUGAAUACGAAGGAGUUGAAGGAGCGCCUCGCUAGUUUGGGUUUAAAAACGACGGGAAGAAAAGUAGAAUUACGCGCACGGCUACAAGCGGCCAUGGAUGGUAACGACAUAUCGUCGGAAGAAGAAAGCGACGACGAAAGUGAGGAUGAAGAUGACAAGAAAAACGCAAGAGGAUACAAGAGAGAUACGCGAAGGGUGUAUCAGGACCGUGACGAAUGUUGUCGAAGGGCAUGCGUUGGUUCGACACUGAGUUUUAGAGACGUCGAAGAUGCAUUAGAGUCGUUUAGUGGCGACAAAGGUGAAAAUGUCGAACGAUGGUUCGAGUCGUUCGAGGAAGUCGCUGAUACGUGCAUGUGGUCGGAUGGGCAGAAGGCAGUCUACGCCAGGAAGCUGCUGAAGGGAUCAGCGAAAAUAUUCGCGAGCUUCGAGUGUCAUGCCAGGACUUGGCAUGAGUUGAAGAGGGGGCUAGUGAAAGAAUUUUCGAGGAAAGUCAACAGUAGGCAAGUACAUCAGAAACUUGAAGAAACAAAAAAGGAGAGUGAUGAAGCAUGUUUGGCCUACAUGUACCGCAUGCUCGAAAUAGCCAGCCAUGUGGACAUGGAGGAGGAAGCAAAGGUGGAAUACAUAGUGGAUGGAAUAAUAGACGACGAGAACAAUAAGGCUGUAUUGUACGGCGCUACGUCAAUCAAAGAGUUGAGGAAGAGGUUAGUGAUGUACGAAGAGCAGAAGAGUCGCAGAGCAAAGUCGAUUGUGAAGCCGGCUGAAACCCAGAAGAACGGGAAGCCCAGUCAAUCUGUAGAUGCAAUGAAGAAAAGAAGAUGCUUCAUUUGCGGUAGUGAGGAUCAUCUAAGUGUUAAGUGUCCGGAGAGGGGAGAAGGUGUUAGGUGUUUCGAGUGCAGCGGAUUUGGACAUAUUGCAGCGAGGUGUACGGCACGACCGAAAGAGACUUGCGUAGUGUCAAGAUCCGAAAAAGGGAAGUAUGUGAAGGACGUGUCGAUAGAUGGCUGCAGGUUUGUCUCGUUAGUGGAUACAGGUAGUGACUUUACGUUCAUACGAGCGGAUGAGUAUGCGAGGUUAGGAUCACCACCUCUGGGAAACUGCAAACUUAGGUUUGAUGGUUUUGGUUCCGCUGGCAAUAGUACCUGGGGCGAGUUUACAAGGGUAAUGACGGUCGACGGACCAGGUAGAGUUGCGAGUCAAACGGGGCGAGGUGACAUUUUUACGACUCGACGAUCAGACCGACGGUCACGAGGACGCGCCGGAUGUACUGAGGGUAAACGCGAUAGAACAAUCCGACGAGAUCGACUUGUCGCAUGCACGAGAACCUCAUUACCGCGAAGCCAUUCGGGAUAUUAUUAA
This is a messenger RNA of Bombus huntii, 1860 nucleotides long. Its product is annotated as kinesin-like protein KIF21B. Bases 244 to 1860 code for a protein of 538 amino acids. Gene Ontology annotation, molecular function: zinc ion binding; nucleic acid binding. The transcript is spliced from 2 exons. Lineage: Eukaryota; Metazoa; Arthropoda; Insecta; Hymenoptera; Apidae. The record is from RefSeq and is a predicted model, not a curated record.